CCCGGCGCUAUAUGGGCCGACCCUAGAAAAAUGCUCAUAAACCCUCCACUCCCUCCCUCCCACUCCGCUCUCCCCCUCCUCCCUGCAGAAACCAUGGAUACACAGUCCUGACCUCUCUCUCUCUCUCUCUCUCUCUCUCUCUCUCUCUCGCGCGCGCACGCUGGCUCGCUUUCUCUCUGAACUCGAUCGGUAUAGUCAUGGUAGGGCAAUGGAUUGAGCAUGUGGAUCUGUGGAUGAACAAGGCUCAGUGCCUGAAGCUUCGGCUCAGAGACCAUUUCAGGGUCGCCGUCGAUCGGCAUUGCCGGCGGCCGGGCCUCUCCGACGGAUAUUUCUCUUCGACGAUGCAGCGGUGGCUUCACCAUUUUCGUGAUUUUCGCAGAGAGUCUUUGCCUUCUUCUUCGGUUUUCUACCGUAAAAGAGUGAGUAAGGACAUUGCUGCAGAAGAAGAUCCAGUCAUUGUACGCAUGCUUCAGUCUCUGGCUGUUCCUGUAAUUGGAAAUGUUUGUCAUGUUUUUAUGCAUGGCUUGAACUGUGUUCAGGUAUAUGGUGCAGAAAAACUACAUCAAGCAUUGCUACAUAGACCAGACCGCAAGCCUCUUAUAACGGUGAGCAAUCAUGUUGCUUCCAUGGAUGAUCCACUUGUCAUUGCUUCUUUGCUUCCUCGAAGUGUUUUAUUUGAUGCACAUAUCCUGCGGUGGACACUUUGUGCGACUGAUAGAUGUUUUACCAAUCCUGUGACUUCUGCAUUCUUUCGCUGUGGCAAGGUUUUGCCAAUUUCUCGCGGUGAGGGAGUUUAUCAAAAGGGGUUGGAUAUGGCUGUUUCAAAAUUGAACACUGGUGGAUGGGUUCACAUCUUUCCAGAAGGAACUCGUUCUCGAGACGGUGGGAAGACUGUAGGGUCUGCCAAGAGAGGUGUUGGGAGGUUGAUCCUGGAUGCAGAUAAUAUCCCUAUUGUUGUCCCAUUUGUACAUACUGGGAUGCAAGAGAUCAUGCCUAUUGGAGCCAAAGUCCCAAGGAUUGGCAAGACUGUGACAGUACUUAUUGGUGAUCCUAUUAAUUUCGAUGAUUUACUCAACCUGGAAGGAUCUGAGCAUGUAUCAAGAGGAAAACUAUAUGAUGCGAUUUCAUCAAGGAUUGGUCAACGAUUGCAUGAAUUAAAAGUUCAAGUGGACAAAUUAGCAAUUAAGCAGCUCCAACUGCAAAACUAUCCCCUGCAGAGCACAGAAAGAGCUGCUGGGAUGUUGCAGCAAGUUGAUUGGGAAUCAUUUGGGAUGAAAAGCUACAUCUUCCCUGAAGAUGACUCCAACUCAUCAGAACUCAAAAUCCAUACGCAACCAGAGCUAAAUCUCGCCCCGUCACUUGAGCCCACUUCAGAGCGGUGUUUUAGGAUGGGUUCCUCUUAUGAAGGUGGGAUUAUGUCGAGGAUUCGUGGUUACAUUUACCCAACUGAGCUAAUGGGCUUUGCUGCUAGAGGCUUAUUUAUAAAUCGCCAAAGAGAGGACCAUCCUGCUAGUCUUUCCAGGAUUGAACCCUUAAAGGCAUGGAAGCAAUUUUUGGAAACUAAUGUGUUACAACAGUGGAGUUCAUGCUAGCAAUAUUGUCUAGAAGUUCAAGCUGUAAAUACCUCCUGGGGGACUGUUGAUGUGUUCUUUGUUCAGGUUAGAGAUGACAAAUGCAUCAGGAUAGUGAUAUGAAAUCUCCCGAUAUGUUGGAUUAUUUUGUGUAGAAAUCAAGCACUUAUUGGUAAUGAUGAAUGGACUCGAGCUUGCAAGAUUAAGGGUGUGGUUUUGAAACUCGAUUUUUGUAUAUGAUGGCAAGCUGGAAGCUAUUUUCAUCCCACCUGAGUCCCUAUGAUGCAUUUAUUGUGAAAAUUUUAAGGUAGGUUGGAAGUUCGAAUCUUAAAUUUAGAUUAUGGUAUAUUGGGAUAAAUUUUAAUAUAAGUUUAUAUUAUAUUUUAUUCAAAUCUAAUAUAAUUUCAUUUUCAA
Malania oleifera is the source of this 1985-nucleotide messenger RNA. RefSeq lists its product as uncharacterized. Gene Ontology annotation, biological process: phospholipid metabolic process. Bases 198 to 1592 code for a protein of 464 amino acids. The transcript is spliced from 7 exons. The record is from RefSeq and is a predicted model, not a curated record. Lineage: Eukaryota; Viridiplantae; Streptophyta; Magnoliopsida; Santalales; Ximeniaceae.